AUGGCCGAGGAUGCAUCGGAGAAUCUCGCCUCCCUCGGUCAAUCGGUUUCCUCCUUAGUGCCCUCUUCUUUCUUCUUCCUGCCCUUCAACAGCAAAACUGAACUCCUCUCCUAUUUGAUCCUGUGUGUUGCCAAAAUGCCGUUCAUCCCGCCCGUGUCGAUUGCACGCUCUGUGUCAGGACUGACCGCGAAGGAGAGACCCAUCCGCAACACUUCAUCUACAGCUACUUUGACGAGGGUCCAAAGAGAAGACAAAGGCGGCUCAGUGAAGGAGCGACUGGCUUCAAACCUCAAGCAGCUGGGCCAGAAGAGUCAACCCAGGAGUCAUCUGCCAACUGCCAGAGCAGUGUCAGGGGCAGAGCUGCAUGAAAGGAGGAGGGAGAGAUUGCUGCCUUCAUCACAAACAGACAGCGUACCAGCCUCCAGCUCGGGCGAGUCCCUGUCUAAGACGCAGCAGCACAAACAUGCGAACCAGAGCUCUGUAAAGGGUGAACCCGAGGUGAAGGCGAGGGCCAGGCAUCAGGAGGAGGUCCGCUUCACACUGACUCUCACACCUGAGGCUGUUCUGCUGCUGCAGCGGAGGAACAUCGAGAGACGUCAACAUUUGGCGUCCGGAAACGGAAACGUAAGUGGAGGAGGAGGAGGCCUUUCCGGAAGCGCCUUGGAUUCAAGACGCAGGAGAGAAAACGUCUCUAAGAGGCAUCAACCGGCGACACAGAGAUUCAGCACGCAUAACAGCAGAGCGGCUGCUAAAAACAACAGUGAUGCUGAAUUGGGAGACAUAAGCUCCAUUGUGAAAAUCUCACUUCUGAACGAGCAACAUAAGUAUGACGAUGUGGAGUACGAGGAGGAGGAGGACCACGGUGUGGAUGAGAGCGUGGUGCUGAAAUGCACUGAGUGGCUCCGUGGGUUGGAGAACACUCCAGUGACGGUGGGACACGGCCUGAAUAAGAGUGCAAGCAGUGUGAAAGGUUUCUAA
Messenger RNA from Anoplopoma fimbria (sablefish), 978 nucleotides. RefSeq names its product proline-rich protein 18-like. NCBI's taxonomy places the organism in Eukaryota, Metazoa, Chordata, Actinopteri, Perciformes, Anoplopomatidae. The record is from RefSeq and is a predicted model, not a curated record. The transcript has a single exon. Bases 1 to 978 code for a protein of 325 amino acids.